Messenger RNA from Trichoplax adhaerens, 1644 nucleotides. RefSeq lists its product as uncharacterized. The record is from RefSeq and is a predicted model, not a curated record. The transcript has 6 exons. NCBI's taxonomy places the organism in Eukaryota, Metazoa, Placozoa, Uniplacotomia, Trichoplacea, Trichoplacidae. Gene Ontology annotation, molecular function: calcium ion binding. Bases 1 to 1644 code for a protein of 547 amino acids.
AUGGAUAUUAACGAAUGUAUCAAGAAUCCUUGUAAUCAUAAUGCAUCAUGUCAAAAUACUUAUGGUUCUUAUGCUUGCCAUUGCCAAGCUGGUUUUACGGGUAAAAAAUGCGAAACCAACAUCAACGAUUGCGUUAAUAAUGAAUGCCAAAAUGGUGCUACUUGUGUUGAUUUAGUCGCAAGUUAUCAAUGCGAUUGUGCGCGAGGAUACACCGGUGCUCGUUGCGACAAAGUUGAUCAAUGCGCUUCUAGCCCCUGCAUGAAUUUAGGCUCAUGUUUCACCGAUAUUAGCGGUAAUGCAUCAUGCAUGUGUUCUCGAGGUUAUACAGGAAUCCACUGUGAAAUUGAUAUAAAUGAAUGUAACCUUGGCGCAAGUGUAUGUGAGAAAGGCAAAUGUGUCAACACCAUCGGCUCCUAUUUUUGCGAUUGUCCUGUUGGUUAUCGAGGCCAACGUUGUGAAACUGAUAUUAAUGAAUGCUUAUCCAAUCCAUGCCUUAAUGGCAAUUGCCUUAAUGAUAUUGGCAAUUAUCAAUGUUUCUGCAAAGAUGGCUUUACAGGGCGCAAUUGCGAAACGAAUAUCGAUGAUUGUGCCAGUACCGUUUGCCAUCAUGAUGGGACAUGUUACGAUCUCGACGAUAACUAUAAAUGUGUCUGCCAACCAGGUAGUUAUACUGGACGCAAUUGUGAGAGCAAUUUCGAUGAAUGCUCAUCUUCGCCCUGCUUAAAUAAAGGUGUCUGCCAUGAUGAUAUCAACAGUUAUAACUGUACAUGUAUGGAAGGCUAUACAGGAACACACUGCGAAACCAACAUCAAUGAAUGUGCAAGUUCACCAUGUAUGAAUACUGCAACUUGCCAUGAUCUUGUUAAUCGUUACAUUUGCGUUUGUCCUACUGGAACCACUGGUAUCCAUUGUGAAACUGAUCGAAAUGAAUGCCAGGAAGAUUCCUGCUAUCGUCGUGGGAAAUGUAUCGAUGAAAUUGGUGGAUUCCGAUGUGAAUGUAAUACAGGUUUUAUUGGCGAUCGAUGCCAAGGUAACAUUGAUGAAUGUUUAUCCCAGCCAUGCCACGCAGAAGGCCUUGAAAAGUGCAUUGAUGGCGAUAAUAGCUAUACUUGUAUCUGCAAAGAUGAAUUUACAGGUCAAAAUUGCCAAAGUCGCCUUGAUCCAUGCACAUCCAAUCCUUGCGACAAUGGUGGUACAUGCCAAAGUAGUAAUGGCACUUACACUUGCUCAUGUCCAUCCUCUUUCACUGGUCAAGAUUGUAAUAGUAAAGUAAUUCAUUGCUCGCCUAAUCCUUGCCAGAAUGAUGGUCAAUGCCGAGAAUUAGCCAAUGGAUACGAAUGUGAUUGCGUCUCUGGAUUUACCGGUUCAAGAUGUGAAGGUGGAUGUCGCUGUUUAAAUGGUGGUGUAUGUACAAGUUCACAAGGUCGUCAAGAGUGCCAAUGCCCAUGGAGAUAUACUGGAAAGUCUUGCGAAAUAGAAUUGCCAGGUAAAUAUGACCUAAUCCGAUCUAUCUUCAAUAAAUUUAUCGCAUUUAUUUCAGUACUAAGAAAUGAAUUUCGCCUUAAUAACAUAGGCGCUCGUUGUAGCAUCCCAUCAUGCAAGAAAGUAUUUAACAAUUCAGUUUGCAACGUAAGUUUUUCAUGA